Lodderomyces oxycetoniae is the source of this 837-nucleotide messenger RNA. RefSeq lists its product as uncharacterized. Bases 1 to 837 code for a protein of 278 amino acids. Gene Ontology annotation, molecular function: histone binding; protein heterodimerization activity. The record is from RefSeq and is a predicted model, not a curated record. The transcript has a single exon. Gene Ontology annotation, cellular component: nucleus. NCBI's taxonomy places the organism in Eukaryota, Fungi, Ascomycota, Pichiomycetes, Serinales, Debaryomycetaceae.
AUGACAAAAUCAAACUCUAAUUAUCAUGGUACAAGGUAUGUUCACCUAUCACCGGCAAAACAAGAUACAAAUUCAUUAUCUGAGUUGUCAGUCAAAUUUAAACCAUUUACCAAGAACCUAAAAAAGUUUAAGCGCAAAUGGGAUAACAUUAUAGAGAAGUAUCUGUGUAUAGAUGAUGAUGUUGAAAGUGACGAGAUUGAUCUUGUUUCUGGGCAGAUUAUCACCGAUAAUGGUCAUUUGAGACAAUUGAGGAUGCACAAAGAUAUAUGGUCUCCUACAAAAGGUUCAGUGCCUUCAAGCAUGAAUUACGACGAGUCGCCUACAAAGAAAAGGAAGAAAAUUGUAAAAAAAUUGCAAUCCAGUAACACGUAUUCUGGGGAGGAGGAGGAGGAGGAGGAGGAGGAGGAAGAGGAAGAAGAAGAAGAAGACGAGGAGGAAGAAGAGGAAGAAGAGGAAGAAGAAGACGAGUCGGUAAUCACGUCGUCAGAUGGUCAUGUUUCAGGUGAGGAGACCUCAUUUGAGGAGGAGAAAAAGAAAGAGCCAAAAAAGAAGGCAGAGAAGGUGAUUCUCGAGCCAGUUGUUGAAAAGGGAUUGAUACCGAGAACCAGUAAUAGUCCGUCAAAAGAUAACAAAACGGUAAUCUCCAGGGUGGUCGAGAACAAACUGCCAAUUAAAAAGACAGAGUUGGGUUUGACACAUAUCCCAAAUUUGAAGAAGGAAUCGCUAGGGAAGGACAUCAAAAUCACAGAAACAGUGUUAAAAGAUGGCGACUCUACACCUCUACAUAACGAAGUUGAGGCCCUGGGGUAUGAUUCAAUUGAAGAAUUAUUUGGCUAA